AUGGCUGCUCUCCUCCGCCUUGCCGUUCUCCUCCCCCUCGUCGCCGCCCUCCCUACAUCCCCCUCUCCCAUCGCGGCGCGAGCAAACCCCCACGAACCAGUCUUUUUCUCCUGGGACGCUGGCGCGGUUACCUCCUACCCCAUCCACUCCAGCUGCAAUGCCACUCAGCGCAGGCAGAUCGAGGCCGGCCUGGACGAGGCGAUCGAGCUCGCCCGCCACGCAAAGGCCCAUAUCCUCCGCUGGAGCAACGAGAGCGAGAUCUACCGGAAGUACUUUGGCAACCGGCCCACCAUGGAGGCCAUCGGCGCCUACGAUGUCAUCGUGAACGGCGACAAGGCCAACGUCCUCUUCCGGUGUGAUAAUCCCGACGGCAACUGUGAUCUGGAAGGCUGGGGCGGCCACUGGCGCGGAGAAAACGCCACCCACGAAACCGUCAUCUGCGACCGGAGCUACACCACCCGCCGCUCGCUGCUCACCAUGUGCGGUCAAGGCUACACCGUCGCCGGCUCCGAGACCAACACCUUCUGGGCCGCGGAUCUGAUGCACCGCCUGUACCAUGUGCCUGAUGUCGGACAGGGCCGGAUCGAGCACUUUGCCGACGGCUACGACGAGGUGAUUGCCCUGGCCAAGGGGAAUGGGACGGAGUCCACGCAUGACUCGGAAGCGUUGCAGUAUUUUGCGCUCGAGGCGUAUGCGUUUGAUAUUGCGGUGCCUCGUGUCGGAUGUGCUGGUGAGAGUCACAGCCAUGACCAUGGGCAUGACACCGGGUCUGCGUCUGCUACGUCUAGCUCUGGCUCUGUGGCCACGGCUACCCCGACGGAAACUCCCAGUGCGACCGCUGAUGUGCCGCCGAACUGCCAUACCCAUGAAGGUGGACAGCUUCAUUGCACUUAG
Aspergillus viridinutans is the source of this 894-nucleotide messenger RNA. RefSeq names its product major allergen Asp F2 (gene aspf2). Lineage: Eukaryota; Fungi; Ascomycota; Eurotiomycetes; Eurotiales; Aspergillaceae. Gene Ontology annotation, molecular function: metallopeptidase activity; zinc ion binding; integrin binding. The record is from RefSeq and is a predicted model, not a curated record. Gene Ontology annotation, cellular component: fungal-type cell wall; cell surface; extracellular region. The coding region runs from base 1 to 894 and encodes 297 amino acids. The transcript is spliced from 3 exons.